This is a messenger RNA of Macrosteles quadrilineatus (aster leafhopper), 7448 nucleotides long. It is a transcript of the gene betaggt-I, whose product is annotated as geranylgeranyl transferase type-1 subunit beta. Gene Ontology annotation, biological process: protein geranylgeranylation. Lineage: Eukaryota; Metazoa; Arthropoda; Insecta; Hemiptera; Cicadellidae. The transcript has 8 exons. Gene Ontology annotation, molecular function: CAAX-protein geranylgeranyltransferase activity. Gene Ontology annotation, cellular component: CAAX-protein geranylgeranyltransferase complex. The record is from RefSeq and is a predicted model, not a curated record. The coding region runs from base 144 to 1208 and encodes 354 amino acids.
CGAAAUGUCAGUCAAUUUUGUUUUGUUAUUUGUCAGUUUCAGUUUCAGUCAGUUUUCAGUUUGUUACCAGUAAAGUUGAAUUUUAGGUUAUAAAGUUUAAGUUGUUUGAUAUUAAUCGGUAUAUUUAGGCCUUGUAUUAUAAAAUGGUGUUGUAUGAUGAAGCACUCAUACCUUUAGCUAAAAAUAAACACAUCAAAUAUUUUAUGUACCAUCUAGAUAUUAUUCCGUCUAGUUUAUCAAAUUUUGAUACCACCAGAUUAACAAUAGCUUUCUUUGCAAUUUCUGGAUUAGAUAUACUGAAUGGAUUAUCAUCAAUAUCUGAUACGAGAAAGAAAGAAAUUUGUAAUUGGAUAUAUGGCCUUCAAGUCCUCCCAAGUUCUGAUGGUGGAUCGGAGAAAUGUGGAUUCCAAGGUUCCAGCACACUCAUGUAUGAAGAAGCAGGUCGAAGGUCAUUUAUAUCCACCUAUGCCUGUGGUCACUUAGCCAUGACCUACACAGGGUUGGCAGCACUGGUGAUCCUAGGGGAUGAUCUGUCUCGUGUUGAUAGACACGCUUGUGUUCAGGGAGUGAAGGCACUUCAACAUGAUGAUGGAAGCUUCUGUGCCACGUUGUCAGGCAGUGAGAAUGACAUGAGGUUCGUGUAUUGUGCGGCCUGUGUGUGCUACAUGCUCAAUGACUGGUCUGGAAUGGACAUUGAGAAGACUGUAUCAUUCAUCACCAAAAGCAUGUCGUACGACUACGGGAUUGGUCAAGGGCCUGACCUGGAGUCCCACGGAGGUGUCACAUAUUGCGCUGUAGCGGCUCUCACACUCAUGGGAAGACUACAUAAUGUAUUCAGCAGAAAACAGAUAGAAGGCCUGAAGAGGUGGGCAAUCUUCAGACAAGUUACUGGCUUCCAAGGAAGACCUAACAAACCAGAAGACACAUGCUACUCUUUCUGGGUUGGAGCUACUCUUAAGCUGUUGGAGGUGUUUGAUUUGGUUGACUUCAAGGAGAACCGAGAGUACGUAAUGAGCACUCAGAGCACUUUCUCCGGAGGAUUCUCCAAGUGGGCAGACUCCUACGCAGAUCCCAUGCAUACCUAUCUUGGUCUCAGUGGUUUGAGUUUGAUGGGUGAAGAAGGACUGCAAGAAGUUCAUGCUGCCCUUAAUAUCACUCAACGAGCCGUAGCCCAUCUCAAGACAGUUCAGGACCAAUGGGCUUCGUAAGGACUAGCCUAAAUGCCGUCUGAGUCAUCAACUAGAAUGUUCUCUAUUCAGGAGUAUCCUGGACUUUUCAUUUAGUUUGCUUCUUAAGGCUGUCAGUACACUCAAGGUGCCUUAACAAUUUUACUUUUCCCUCUCUCUCUUUGUGCCCAAAAUUGUACAUACUUACUGGAGACGUAAAAAUAAAGUCACCAUUGAUCCCGUUGGAUCGAUUGCAAUCUAGUGACUGUCUAUGAUUUUGUGGUGGAUAGUUUGAAGUUAAGUUUUCUUACAAUACUGAAAAAAUAAUUACUCCUGUACCUUGAUAGAUUCAUUAUAUUAUUUGCUUUCAGCUAUGUUGUAAACUUUUUGAGCAAGAGAUUUUAUUCAAGUUGAACAGGUCUAAGCAAAGGCGUCACAUGAGUGAUGGGAGGGGGGUCACAGGGGGGCGUUCUUUCUACCUCACCAACAGUAAAUUCCCCCCAAAAAUAUUUCUCUACUCUCUUAAGUUAUUUAUACCAAGUUAUAUUAGGGUAUUUACACCCCUCAGCCACCUGGUAGGGGGGUGUUCUGGUUGUGCCCGUCAAAUCUAUGGGUCACGUGACGCCUCUGUCUAAGAUAUUUAUCUGAAAGCAUAAAAAUAUUUCAAAUAACACUUAUAAUAAUUUAUUAUAGCCUACUUAUACUGUUUACUCACAAGAUGGUAAAUAGAUAUAAAAGAUGGUAAGUGGUGGUCAAUUUCGAUUGGACACACCAAUCAUCAUCAGACCCAAUAGGCGAAUGAUCCAAUUAGGCGACCCAAUAGAUUCCCCUAUUGAUGAUUGGAGUGUCCAAUCAAAAUCGAUCACCACUUACCGUCUUUUAUAUGUAUGUCUUGUGAGUAAACAGUACAAGUGUAAAUGUAUUAUUAAAAGUGUUAUUUGGCGUAUUUUUCUGCUUUCUGGUAAUUUAAUAACACGUACGAUGCUGAUCAAGAAGUUAUUCAAGAUAUAUAUGUCUGGUUUAGGACCUAAACCCUUUACAUUUUGUACUAGUGUAGGCCUAGUGUCAAAACUCAAAACCGAAUUUCAAAACCACUGAAACAUUGGAAAAGUUUCCAUUUUGCGAUUCUAUCUACAAGUUUUGAGUUUCAAAACCGAAACUGCUAAAAUAUUUUGGCGUCGUUAUUAUGGUUAUUUUUAACAGAAAAUACAAGGCGAACUGCCAAGGUCACAAGCCUUCCGUUAACAGUCGUUUAUAUUCUCUAGUUACGUUCAAUUACGUAUCAAAUAUGUUAUUAUGAACUGUAUUUUUUGUAAAAUUAACCAGGCAAGUAAACAAUUUGUGAGUUAAGGUUUUCAGAUUCGGUAUUUAACUUUUUAAGUUUGGGUUUUGAGAUUCAAUAGUUUUAAAAUGGGCUAAGCUAUCCUUGAUAAUUGAGCUGGAUAAAGAUAAGCUGAUCUUGAUCGGUAUAAAAGUUAUCCUAUCAUUAAUUCUAAAUUCAUCCUCUAUUAAUAUAGAAAUAUGUACCUGAGUCAUGUAUUUCAUCAUUCGGCACAGUAAUUCAGUAAAGAUAGAAAAUCUGAAAAAGUAAGAUAUUUUGGACAUUUGGGUCACUAAUUAAUACUUUGUAUAACCAGUAACUACUGAGAUAUCUUUUCUGCAGUUGCCAUAAACUGGUCAGUAAUGAUGCCAUUUAGUCCCUCUGGGUUUGUGUAUAGUACUGUAGGCAUAUUUGUAUUUUUUUUCUUAUAAUGCUGUGCUAUUGGUAAAGGUUGUUUUCCAAUCUGUAAAAAGCACAAAAGUAGGCUAACAUUAUUAUAGUAAAAAAUUGUUAAUUAUAGAAGUUGAAUAGAUAUAUACUCUUAUUAAUCAAUAAAUCAUUAAAUAAAAUAGGAUCAAUAAAACAUAAGAGAUGAUCAAAAGUAUGCUAUUGUGAAAUGUUUAAUUUUUAGGGUAAUAGGCUAAUUUUGUAUGAUAUUUAUAUUUAUUUUCUGUAUAUGCAAUUAUUAUUAUUUAUUUGUGUAUAUUUUAUAUUGAUCAUAACCGUUCUUUAGGCUUAAAAUUUGAUUUUGCCUGUUUAUCAUGUAUGUAUUGCUUUUAAUAAUAUUUUAGCUCUAACUUCUAAAGAAAUUCCCCUUUUUCGAGUACUUUAAGUAGGCUAAUUAAAUUAUACAACCAGCCUAGUGCUUUAUUUUGAUGGAUUAUUUAAAUAUAUAAUACCCCUGCCACAGCUAACCUGCAGACUAAGCGAAUUUCCAUUUGCCUGAUAGGUUUUUCACAUAAAUCUAUUUAAAUAACAGGUUUGCUGCUACAGGGAGGUUAAUGAAAUGUGUUUUUAGUAAAAUAUUAAUAGUAUAAGAUAAACAAAUAUGCCAAGUUUCAUGAAACUAUGUUUAUAAACAAGCAAAAUAUUAUAGUUUACUUAACUUCCAUAAGAAUAAGAUGGGAAUUUUAAAUUAAAAGUUUGUUUAGUUAUCUCCGUAGUCAAUAACUGUGCAAAAAAAAACUUCAAUAUACUUAAUUAUUAGUUUUAUAAGCUCUUCAUAAUGGUUUGGAAAGAAAUAUAAAAAUUUAAUGUUUUAAGGGUCUAAAAUGGGAAAACCCAAUUUUUGCCCCAUAAACCUCUGUUCCCAUAAUCCGAUCAUGCUGGUUCACGAACUCGUUCGAAUAAACGUAGGUUUACAAGCUUGUACCGAAUUUAAUCAAAAUCGAUAAUUUUUGCUUGAGUUAUCGUGCUAACGGACACACACACACACAUACAUAAUACUAGCAGAGUACCCGUCCUUUGUACGUAGUUGGCAUAUAAGUAUAAAAUGCUUAUUGCAGUUAUACUCGUCCUUUACGUUUGCAAUGAGAGAGGACACGGCUUAAGAAAAUUUGGUUCUUUUAAUUUACGGUAUGCUAUAGUAUAGCACAUCUACCAUAGCCAUAAUAUUCUACCACUGCCCCUAAACAAUAAAAAAGUGAAAUGUGAGCUAACAAAAUUCAACCCAAUCCGACCAGUAUUUUUUGCGUUUACUUGUCACAAACAUCCAUACAUCCAAACUUUCUCACUUAUAAUAUUAGUAGGAUGAAUUUGAACGGAUGGUGUUUUUGGCUUCUGGGUACAUCAAAACAAAAAAGAAAAUCAGCUCCGGGUCCAGGUCUUACCAUGAGACCUACGUUUAAAGCUAUUUCUCUAUAUGGGAAAUUCGAUAAAAACACUGUAAAAUAAAAUGCCCCCACCGCAGCAAACCUGCAGAUCAAGAAAGUUUUCAUUUUCCUGAUUUGAUUUUCAAUUACAGUAGAACCCUCCGUAUCCGACGAUGACGGGACCAGGCCAUGGUCGGAUAUCAGGAGGAGCAUAACCUGCAGUCUCCGUGACAUUAGUAAUUGUCUCCGGCGACCUUGAAACCACAAGUGAGCAUAUUAAAGUCUCCACGACUUCGGAAAUCGUCUCCCGGGACUGCUGAAAAACCCGUCAUUGGCGACAGUGAUGAUUGUCCGCCGUGAUUACGGCAACAUCUGCGAUUGGUGUUAGCGCCCCAGACAGGAAACAAGUAGACACAGGUUUCAAGUAGGAUAUCUUGAGGAGUCGGUUAUUCCAAGGUUGGAUAUGAGGGGUUCUACUGUAAAUCUAUAUCAAUAACUUUUGGUAUAACAAGUACCUAGGUUUGUUGCUACAAGGAGGGUAAUAAAGUGUGAGGAGGGUAAUACAUUUUUUCCCCGUAACCAUUAAACAUACAAAAACACUUCAAUAUACUAAAUUAUUAGUUUUCAUCAGUUCAAAAUGGUUUAGAGAGAAAUUAGGAAAUUUAUGUUUUGAGGGUCAAAAAGGAGAAUACCCCUGCCACAGCAAAGCUGCAGGGCCAGAUUUGAUUUUCAAUUAAUCUAUUUCCCCCAUUAGGUUUAACAAGUACCUAGAGGGUAAUGUAGUUUGUUUUUUUAGUUAAAUAUUAAAAGCUUAGUAUAAAAUAAUAGAUUUACCAAAUGUGAUAAAAAUAUAUCCAUACUUACUUAUUCUCCGUAACCAAUAACUGUUAAAAAACACAUCAAUAUACUAAAUUAAUUUUUCUUUCAACUCUUCAAAUUGGUCUAGAGAGCAAUUGGGAAAGUUAAUUUAUCAGGGUCAAAAACGAGAAAAAAACAAUUUUUACCUCAUAAAUUCACCCAUAAAACCCUGUUCCCUAGAUCCUAUCACGCUGGUUUGCGAACUCAUUUGAAUUUUUACAUGUUCGUACCAAAUUUUAUGGAAAUGAGAUCAUUUAAGGUUGAAUUAUCGUGCUAACGGACGCACACACACACACUAUAUAGCUUAUACCCUACCCCAUAUGGGAAAAUUGCUAAAAACUUAUUUUUACCCUAUAAAUCCCCGAUUUAACCCUGUUCCCAUGGUUCGAUCACGAUGGUUUGCAAAAUUGUUUGAAUAAACCUAAGUUUACAUGUUUGUACCAAAUUUUAUCGAAAUCGGAUCAUUUUAGUUUGAAUUAUCGUGCCAACAGACGCAGACACACAUAAUAUCAAAAUUCAAAAUCGAAACGGAUGGUGUUCUUGGCCUCUGGGGACUUAAAAACGAAAAAGUAAAUCAGUCUCGGGUCCAGGUUUUACCUUGUGACCUAUGGUAAUAGCAUGGAUAACACAUAGUUCCUUAGUAGAUUUCCCAUCCUUAUGGAACAGCUGAAUGCAAUUUUAUUGUUGGUUCUGUCCGGUUUUCUGUAGAUGUUGUGUUUUGUUUACAAUUUGUUUCUAUUAUUUUCGGGUUAGUUUCUCAUUAUUUGUGUCUCACUGUUUGGUUAUAUAGUUAGUGGACGAGUUAUUAUUUAUGAUCAGAUAGUUUUAUUUGGUUAAGGUAACACAAUAGUCCCUAUCACGUCCAUGUUAAUUUCACCAUUUUUAGGUACACCUAACUUCUUUAAAAAUUAUCCUAGCAACCUGAAAUUUUUAUACAUUGUCUUACGCACCUUUCUCAACGAUAAUAGGAACCACUUUUGUUCUAAAGUUAAAAAUAAUUUUUUAUGCAUUUUUUUUAAACAUAAAUAUUUUAUCACGUUUUUUAAUUAAAAAAUAAUUAAAACUCGGGUUGUAUCAAAUAUUUUGUAAUUUCACUUCCUAUUAUUAUUUGUUAAUAUACACAGAAGGUCUGUAAAAAAUUUCAUUAAAAUCGGUUCAUAAAUGUGUCAAAAAAAUGUACCGGACGAAGAAAAAAGUAAAUUUUCGGUAAAUCGCAUAUAAAGCCUUAGUCGCUGUCAUGCGAUCACUGAAACAGCUGUGCAAGAUUUAUAAUAAAUGACAAAAAAUCUAUCAAAUAAAUUUUAUUAUAUAACAUAUUUGGUAUCUAUGGAUUCAGGAUUAAAUUUAUAACUAGAAUUAAUUAUAAAAAAAAAAUAUAUUUAUUUUUUAUUUUUGCAUAUAAAUCCUUAGCCGCUGUCAUGCGAUCACUGAAACAGCUGUGCAAGAUUUAUAAUAAAUGACAAAAAAUCUAGGUAUCAAAUAAAUUUUAUUAUAUAACAUAUUUGGUUUCUAUGGAUUCAGGAUAAAAUUUUAAACUAGAAUUAAUUAUAAAAAAAAAAAAAAUUUUUUAAAUUUUUGACUACUGUGUUACCUUAAACGAGAUUUUAAGUUACUUUUAUAACAAGAAACAAAUUUUAAACAAAACACGACAUCUACAGAAAACCGGACAGAACUAACAAUAAAAUUGGCUUCAGUUGAUCCAUAAGGAUGGGAAAUCUACUAAGGGACUGUGUUUUAUCUAUGGUAAUAGCUUAUUCCCCUAUAUGGGAAAUUCGCUAAAAAUAGUUAUUUUGUGCACUGACUUGCAGAUGCACAGAGGACAAUUAAAUCAAUUAUUCACCGCACAAACAAAAUAAAUGUGUUAAUUUCCCUUCUGUUAUACCUCAGUUGACAUAAUUGUAUUUUUGUAUGGAAACAUCUGUAUAAUAUUAUAUUUUAUUAUUAAAUUAAAUGUCUAAGUUAGGUUAUGUGAGCUCUCAACAUCUGGUACUUGUAGGAAAUAUUCGGAUAAACACUCAGGUCAUGUGUAGAGUAAAGUUCUAUCCAGACUAAAUAAAUUUGAAAAUAAUUUUAACACAGAUAAUAAACCUUGUUUUAAAUAAAUUUUAAGCUUAUAAAUAUUUUAGUGGUUACUAAAUAAAACUUGUCAAUUUCCAAGAAAAGAGUUUAUCUAUUUAAUGUUGCAACAAAUGUGUAUUGUAUUUAUUAUAUCAUAAUAUUAAGCUUUUUUAAAAUAUUUUGUAUCAUUAAAAACUAGCAAAGUAUUUAAAUGGUUUUAAUAUAAUUUAAAUU